Molecule: messenger RNA, 6385 nt
Organism: Cucurbita moschata (crookneck pumpkin)
Lineage: Eukaryota; Viridiplantae; Streptophyta; Magnoliopsida; Cucurbitales; Cucurbitaceae
Exons: 9
Coding region: 263-2185 (640 amino acids)
Molecular function (GO): zinc ion binding
Source: RefSeq, a predicted model, not a curated record
CCAUUUUUGUCAACCACCAUUUACUCUGGCUAUCAAACUAUAGAUAUUGGACGCCUUUCCCGCCAUAGAAUUCGCCUUCAAGGAGACAUUUCGAGUGAUCGAAGGCGAUUUGAUUACUAGCGCUGCCUGAUCAAUCACCAUAGCAGCUCAGUUAAUCGAUAAUGGCAGAACUUCGAAACUUCGAUCGGAAAAUUGGACUGCCAUCACUGUCCACUUAAAUCGACAAAUUAUAAGGUGGUUUUUCCCUUUUGAAACUCAUCUGAUGCCGAGAACGGAGGACAUUCUCAAACUUCCGGUGCAAGAUCCAACAUGCUUGGAGUUCUCUGCUGCUCAUAUCAUGUGGGAAAAAAUAGAAGGUGGUCGUCAAGGUGGUGCUGAUAUUGCUCUAGUUCCAUUUUCUAGAGUUGAGGAUUUCGUAAAAGGAGAAUCUUCCAAUGCAGAAUGUCCUUCUCGCUUUCGCAUUGAAUCAAGAAGGAAAAGAACUGCAGGGAGUGUCAGCAAACCAAGGGUCGAUGGUUAUCUCGAAUAUAUAUUGUAUUGGUGUUCUUAUGGUCCAGAAGAUUACCGAGCAAGUGACGUUGGUGUUAGGCGUAGCUCAAUCAUCAAACCUGCAUCUGGGAGGAGCAGCAGACCAGGAAGACGUCACAUGAUGAGAGGUUGCCUCUGCCACUUUACUGUUAAGCGCUUAUAUACACAGCCACAUCUUGCUCUCAUCAUCUAUAACCAAAGAAAGCAUAUUGAUAAGUCAGGAGCUCCUUGCCAUGGGAUACUUGACCAUGAUGCUGUUGGGACAAGAGCUAUGUAUGCGCUAAGAAUUUCAGCGGAAUUACGUCAAAAGAUUAUGUCCAUGCUGUAUGAAGGAAUAUCUAUAGACAAUAUUGUUCAGCACCAUACAGAGGUUGUACAGAGGCAAGGGGGACCCCGAACUCGUGAUGAUUUUCUUUCUCGUAGUGAUGUCCGUAACAUGGAAAGAGCUAUUCGUAAUUCUUCACAUGAGCUUCAUCCAAAUGAUGAUUGUAGUGUGAAGAUAUGGGUGCAACGAAAUAAGAAAAUCAUUUUCUUCUUUCAAGAGCGUAGUGAUUGUGAGCCUUUUGUCUUGGGCAUACAGACAGAUUGGCAGCUACAACAGAUGUUGCGUUAUGGUCGUAAUGGCUCUGUUGCUUCCCAUUCAACAUUUGGAUCAAAGAAACUACGGCUUCCACUGUGUAGUUUACUUGUUUUUGACUCAUCCCAAAACGCCAUUCCCGUUGCUUGGAUCAUUGCAUCCUCUUUUUCUGAUCAAGACAUUCGUAAAUGGCUUGGAUUGCUAGCUGAAAGACUUCGUGCGAAGGAUCCCAAAUGGAGAAUUGGUUCCUUUUUAUUAGACAAUCCUUCUUUUGAGGUUUCUAUUAUAAGGGAGGCUUUUCAGUGUCGGGUUCUAUUAUGCAUAUGGCAUGUUCGUCGCAAUUGGAUGAGGAAUCUUCUUAAGAAGUGUUCUAAUUUGGAUGUACAAAGAAAGAUGCUUAAGAAAUUAGGGAAAGUUUUGUAUUGCACAAGGAUUGGGUUAUGUUUUGCAGAUGCAAUGGAGCAGUUUAAGGAAAUAUUUGCUGAUCAGUGUGCUUUUGUUGAUUAUCUUACGAAUACGUGGUUGCCUGACAUAGAAUUGUGGAUAAACAGUAUACGGUCGCUACCUGUUUCCACUUUGGAGGCCAAUGCGGCGAUUGAAUCAUACCACAUUAGAUUAAAAUCCAAGCUUUUCAAAGAGCAAAACAAUAGUUCCUUGUCAAGAGUUGACUGGCUGGUCCACACUCUUACAACUCAGUUUCACUCCUCAUAUUGGUUAGACCAAUACUGUCUAGAGAACGGAUACUUUGGGAAUUUCAGAGAUAAAUCCAUCCUAACUAAUGCAUGGAACAAGGCAUUACACAUCCCAGAUGUAGAUGUUAUGCUAGAUGAGUCGAAUCUUCAGUUUGCAAAAGUAAUAUCUCAGUCAAAAAGAAAUCUGGAAUAUACAAUUUGGGAUCCUGGUUCAGAGUUCUCUUUAUGUGAUUGUUCUUGGUCAAGGAUGGGAAAUCUCUGUAAACAUAUCAUCAAGGUCUCACUGAUAUGUAAAAGGCAGCAAGCUGCCAGACCAUUGUUGCCUUCUCAAGUUUAUCAGGAUCAUGGGACAAACUGUCAGCACAACCCUGUUAUUUUUUACCAUUGAUUACAUUUACUGACAUACAACAAGAAGCAAAAGGCUUGAAGGAUUUGUCAGAUGGUGGCUUACUCCAGCUUUUACAUCUUGAUACUGAUUCCCAGAUGGAAGAUAAUGUUCUCUUCUCUGAUCCUGAAAUUUUCAAUGCAAGUUUUGUAUCAGUUUCGUUGUUUAGUAACUAUUUAUUUAACUUUUGUCAUAAAAACUAUGAAUAAUUUUGUUUGUUCUAUCAGAUAUGGGCUGGUAGAAAAGGCUUAGCCAUAAUGUGAGUUCUACGUUUGCAAGGAUCUGAGAGUUUCAGAUGGAUGAAAUGCAGCUGAUAGGGUCUGAAGGAUGGCCACUCUGUUGAUGAGGUCCACAUUUGGUUUUGCAUUAAAGCUGUCUCACUUUUGCUAGAGGUAGGGAUGGUAAUGUGAUACUGAUGGCGGUGACGGCAAUAUUGAAGUUAUGGAGGUGAUGAUGGUGUUGAGGAUUGUGGAAAGGUAGUCUCACAUUGGUUAAGAGGUUGAUCAUGGGUUUAUAAGUAAGGAAUAGAUUUCCAUUGGUACGAGGCUUUUGGAGAAACCAAAAACAAAGCCACGAAAAUUUAUGCUCAAAGUGGACAAUAUCAUACCAUUGUAUGAGGCCUUUUGGAGGUUCGUGAUUCCUAACGAGUGGGGAAGGAGAUGGUGAAGAUGAAGGCAAAGGUGCUGCAAGCGGUUUACAAGAAAUUGUGAUCAACAGGCCUGGACAGAAAUACUUUACAUUGCAAAGUUGAUUGCUUUGGCUUAGCUCACAAACAAUUCCUGCGGCUUGCCCAGUGAAAAGUUCGUAUUGUAUACUAAAUUUCUGCAGCUUGAGAAGCUUGCAGACAGGUUAUUAUGUGUCACAUUGAGCGUUUCCAAGCUCGGCAUUUUCCCAUGGGACUUUGGAAACUGAUGGCCAAGAUUAUAAAGAAACGCUUUCAUUAGAUACUAUUGUUCAUUGCGGUUUCUUCACUCGGUGUACUUGACAUGGCAAGACAUCCACGAAACUUUUUGGCAAGAACAAUCACAGAAACUGGUGAGAAUUUAAAUAAUCAGGCAGUACGAAGGCAAAUCGAUUAUGGUGGAUAAAAAUUGUAAUGGAGUUCUUUGUCAAAAAAGAAAUUGGCGUACUCACCUUCAAACUCAUUGAACUGAAGGCCAAGAUAUUUAUGACUUGGGAAAUUUAGAACAUCACGAGGAAAUUUCCCUGCAAACCAGUUGUUUUUGGAAACUGUUUAGAACUUGAUAGCAAAACUGAUUUAAAAAUUGUGGAAAAUGGCAUAUCAGAUAGAAGGUGUAGCUCUUCAGGAAGAUAUCCAGUAAUGUUUCCAUGGUUUAGAUCAAUGCCCUCAACAUAUAGGAUUUAAGGGCCAUCAAGAGCUUUGAAGCAUACGCACCUGUACAGUAGCACAUAUUGCAUCCUACCCAAUUGGCAGUUAUGUUUAGCAGGUUUGAGAUAAUGGCUUUUCUCCAAGCUUAUAGGGCAAGUGCUCAGACUGUGAACCUGCAAGCUCGCUUUGUUUAUGAAGGAUAAUUUUUGAGCUACGAUGAGGCAAACAAGCGUGAGAAAGGUGGUAAUGAAUGGUAAAAAAAAUUCAUUUCAUAUCACAGUUGAGAAAAUAUUCCUGAAAUUUUUAUGCUGGAAAAGUGAAAGAAUUUACUAGUGCCUUCUCUUUUCCUUGCUUCUUAGCUAGGGAGAGGAAGGGGCUGUCAAGGAAAAGAAGAUUUAUGAAGCUGAAAAAACCAAGUGGGGGACUGAACUUAGCUUUUGGGAAAGCAUGAAGAAAUAGUGCAAAGAUUUAUGCACUUAAAGCCCACCUAAUUGAUAUCAAAUAUGUAGCCUACUGGUCCCAAAUCUUACGAAAAAGCCAUAUUCUAUGCAUCAAAAAGGUGGCAUGCUCAAAUUUUGCAGGGUACUAAGAGACGAUCGUGAGGGAAACGCAUUGCAGUUGAAGGACGCUGGAUGUUAAAGCAUACGUGUCACUGUGGCAACAUCUUUUUCAGUAUUGAAGAUAAUUCAAAAGAGAGGGGUAGAAGAGGAAAUUCAUGCGCUGGCCAUAAGGGAUGGCGACACCCGAAGCUUCACAGUAUCGCUGUCGUUCUUUGAGAAACGCGCGUUGCGAAGCCUCUGGAAACCGCGCCCUCGCCUUUACUAUAAAUACCGUUUCUCUUUGAACUGUACCUCACACACCUUCGGAUUCUCGUCUUUCUCGUCCUCAUUUCUCAUCUGGUUCUUGGAACUCAUUGAGUUUCUCGGCUGUUUGGUGCUUCGAUUUUUGUGUUGGAUCUCUUUUUGUAGCUGUUUUUGGUAUUCGGGUUCGCAUCUGCAAGCUUGUGUGUUCGCCGACUGAACGAAGUUCGUUAUUCUAUUUAGACAAUUUUCUGUGGUUUUUCUGUAGUUCGUAAUUCUUGUUUUUGAUCAUCUUUUGGUGGAACGGUUGGAUUUUAGUUUUAUCUUGUCUUCUUUCUUCGGCAAAUGUGUUGUGCAUUUGCUUUCUGGCUUGAAUUUUUUGUUUGGUUUCUUUGAUGAUUUUAUCGCGAAAUAGAUGGGGAUUUGGGAUCUUAUACCUUCUGGUUUAGUUCGACUUGUUGUGAGUGGUUCUCGAUUGUGUUCUUGUUCCCUCUGCAACUACAAUUGUGGAGGUAUAUGGUCCCAAAUUUUCUAUAAUUUUUCUUUCUUGCGAUAAUGAAGUCAAAAUUAUCCUUGCAAUUUUUUGGGUCGUACUAGGCUGUUUGGUUCUCUGCGAUUAAUGGCUCUGGGGAUGUUCGUUCCCUAGUUUUGUCUGAGGUUUCUCUUGCAGCUAGGUGUUGCUAAAGUUGAUGAAUUGAGCGAUGUUUCGAUUUGAUGAUGUAUCUUGGUCUGAAGUUUUUGUAUUUCUUGAGUACAUUUUGAUUGUGUGUUGAAAUGCUUUUCGGUUAGGGUUUUGUUUAUAGAAACUAAGAGCUAGAUGUCUGUUAAAAUUCCUUGCCUCCUGCAGUAUUGAAGACUUUGACGUCCGUUCUUGAAGUUGUUGAACUGAGUAAUGCUCAUGAAUGGAUGUUACAUCCUUGAUCAUAAUUUUGAGGUCUUGACUUCGUCUUCCAUUUUUUAAGUGUUAUGUUUAAGAUGCUUAUCUUCUUAGUUAGGGAGAUAGUAUCUAUUUUGCAGCCUUUUUGAGUCUCCCCCUUGACCCUCCACCCCAAAAACGUAAGACACGUUUCUUAAAGCUCAUUGCUACGUAGUAUAAUAUUCAUGGAAGCUGUUCCUAUGAUGUUGAAUUUCAAUCGAAAUGGUUUGUUGCAUGGUUUGAUGGGUGGGAAGUCAGGUCAGAGAAGUUUUAGAUUCAGUGGUGACAUUUUGGCAUUCACCCCUCUAUUGGUGCUUUAAAUUACAUGUUGAACACGCGAAUGGUGGUUUUUGUUUGAUAAUUGUACAGAAUCAUAGGGUCUACUACUUGAGUACGCGAGAUGAUGUCCAAAACGAAGCAAGCUGUGGUUUAUUUAUUUGGAUGUUCUUUACCAAAUAUUCAGGAUUCUCUGGCUUUCUCCCAACUUGGUCGCUGGUGAUACCUUGUAAAAACCCUAGCCACAAUCUUUGCCGGGCUUGUGAUAUAAUCUACGAUCUUUUUAUUUAUUUGUUUAUUUUUAUUUUAAAAAUCUAAUUAUGAGGAGCAGUAGGGAGCUGGGAUGGUAGCCACACCGUCCCAUCGACGUACUUCACCCUUUUGCAGUGGACUUGGACGAGUUAUUAUAACUAAGUACAAAUGAAGUUUAGAUAGAUGCUUCUGAGUGGUGUUUGAUGUUGGAUUCUUGUCUGCAACCUUUCGAAAACUUGACGUUGGAGUAUGAGUAGCAUCUUUGGAGUUCUGGACGUGUUUGUGCUUCUUCUACGUGUUCCCGAUGAAGUCCUGAUUAUCCUCAGACUCUCAGAGACCAUAAGAGUUAUAGGUGGCUCUCUGCUAGCGAGAUUGCCAGAGCUGUAGGUGCAGUUAUGGGCGUUAUAUUUGGUUGGCUGGAUAGCCUUGGGCACAUAAUCUAUUCCUCCAAUUGUAAGAUCAGCUACGCAGAUUGAGUUGUUCACCUUAGAAGCUUAAAGUUCAGUUCCCCCUCAUUUUAUCAAUUCUCCAUCUCUCUUCAAUGAAUAGAGCUUCCUCUUGCACCUUGCCCUCCGGAACAAUUUUCAUUAUUCAGACAGUUGCUGGCCAUGGCCGCCUUCAAGAAGAGU